AUGGAUGACACGGUUAAACUGCAGGUUGGUGAGCAGCAAUUCCUCACAACUCGAGGCACUCUAGUAGGCGAGAGCACCUACUUUGCUUCGCUAUUUUCGGAUCGAUGGAACAACCAGGAAGGUGAUGAUGGAUCGAUAUUCAUUGACUCAGACCCUGCGUUAUUUGCCGAAAUACUCCGUUACCUGCGGUCCGGCAAUUUCCCACUAUUCUUCGAUACCGGUUCGCAUAUGUAUGACUAUGCGAAGUACACUGCUCUUCUGGGCGAGGCUCAAUACUUUGGAAUCCCCAAGCUUGAGGGUUGGAUCCGAAAGCAGGGAUAUUUAGAUGCCGUCAAGAUAGACUAUGGCAUCGAUGUUGUUGAGAAUGUUGACCACAGACGUUCAUGGAGCACCACAGCCGAUCGAAGACUAAAAUUCUCUUUGGUCCCAUGGAUUUUGAAGACAUAUAGAUGCCCACGGGGAAUAUCUGUGCACGAAGGGCGCCCGGACAGGUGUGGACGACAAUGCAUCGCGACCCGGGGCGAAAACGAACCCGAAUAUGACGAGACGCAGGUGUUCACCUCCAUCGCGGUGAAAACGCAAUACAUUUUUAACCCCGAAGCUUGUUUGGGAGCUCGUGUCGACACUGAAAUGGACGAGUCACCAGUUGAUGAAAACCUAGAUAGUAAGCCUGGCCGGUAUGAGACUGAACCAGGAGUCUGA
Xylaria bambusicola is the source of this 702-nucleotide messenger RNA. RefSeq lists its product as uncharacterized. The coding region runs from base 1 to 702 and encodes 233 amino acids. The record is from RefSeq and is a predicted model, not a curated record. Lineage: Eukaryota; Fungi; Ascomycota; Sordariomycetes; Xylariales; Xylariaceae. Gene Ontology annotation, molecular function: protein binding. Gene Ontology annotation, biological process: protein homooligomerization. The transcript has a single exon.